Cottoperca gobio is the source of this 1590-nucleotide messenger RNA. Its product is annotated as tubulin beta chain-like. Gene Ontology annotation, molecular function: GTP binding; structural constituent of cytoskeleton; GTPase activity. Bases 101 to 1435 code for a protein of 444 amino acids. Gene Ontology annotation, cellular component: microtubule. Gene Ontology annotation, biological process: microtubule-based process. The record is from RefSeq and is a predicted model, not a curated record. Lineage: Eukaryota; Metazoa; Chordata; Actinopteri; Perciformes; Bovichtidae. The transcript has 5 exons.
AACCUUAUAAAAGCAUUGUCCGGUACUUUUACGCUAGUCUCGGGUCGGCUCCUCGUCUCCGCAAAGAAAAGCUCGUCGUUGUAAAACUUUAGCAUCAACUAUGAGGGAAAUCGUGCACAUCCAAGCCGGCCAGUGCGGUAACCAGAUUGGUGCCAAGUUCUGGGAAGUGAUCAGCGAUGAGCACGGCAUCGACCCCACAGGGUCUUACCACGGAGACAGUGACCUGCAGCUGGACAGGAUCAGUGUCUACUACAAUGAAGCCAGUGGAAAUAAAUAUGUACCCCGAGCCAUUCUGGUGGACUUGGAGCCUGGCACCAUGGACUCUGUGAGGUCUGGACCCUUUGGGCAGAUCUUCAGACCUGACAAUUUUGUGUUCGGUCAGAGCGGUGCUGGAAACAACUGGGCCAAGGGUCACUACACAGAAGGAGCUGAGUUGGUGGACUCGGUCAUGGAUGUGGUCCGCAAAGAGUCAGAGAGCUGUGACUGCCUGCAGGGCUUCCAGCUCACCCACUCUCUUGGUGGUGGAACUGGAUCCGGUAUGGGAACCCUGCUCAUCAGCAAGAUCCGUGAGGAGUACCCCGACCGUAUCAUGAACACCUUCAGUGUAGUGCCCUCCCCCAAGGUGUCAGACACAGUGGUUGAGCCUUACAAUGCCACCCUCUCAGUCCACCAGCUUGUAGAGAACACAGAUGAAACCUUCUGCAUUGACAAUGAAGCCCUGUAUGACAUCUGCUUCCGCACUCUGAAACUGACCACACCCACCUACGGAGACCUUAACCACCUGGUGUCCGCCACCAUGAGCGGGGUCACCACCUGCCUUCGCUUCCCCGGUCAGCUCAAUGCUGAUCUGCGCAAACUGGCCGUCAACAUGGUGCCUUUCCCUCGUCUGCACUUCUUCAUGCCUGGCUUCGCCCCCCUGACCGCCAGAGGAAGCCAGCAGUACAGAGCCCUCACAGUUCCCGAGCUCACCCAACAGGUGUUCGAUGCCAAGAAUAUGAUGGCUGCAUGUGACCCGCGUCACGGCCGCUAUCUGACCGUCGCCGCCGUGUUCCGUGGGCGCAUGUCCAUGAAGGAAGUCGACGAGCAGAUGCUCAACAUCCAGAACAAGAACAGCAGUUACUUCGUCGAAUGGAUCCCCAACAAUGUGAAGACCGCCGUCUGUGACAUUCCACCCCGUGGCCUCAAGAUGGCCGUCACUUUCAUUGGCAACAGCACAGCCAUCCAGGAGCUGUUCAAGCGCAUCUCAGAGCAGUUCACAGCCAUGUUCCGCCGUAAGGCCUUCUUGCAUUGGUACACAGGUGAGGGUAUGGAUGAGAUGGAGUUCACUGAGGCCGAGAGCAACAUGAAUGAUCUGGUGUCUGAGUAUCAGCAGUACCAGGAUGCCACUGCCGAAGAAGAGGGUGAAUUUGAGGAGGAGGCUGAUGAUGAUGCUUGAAGAAGGUCAAGACAUCAAUGCCAAAAUGAAAAUGAAAAAAAGAACAACGACAAAAGUAACCAACGAACAAACUAGAUUCAAACAUUGCUAGAAUUAAACUUAGCAUACGUUAGAUAUCCUUUGUGAUUCAAUGCAAAUAAAGUUGUCAAACGAAA